This is a messenger RNA of Bradysia coprophila, 2304 nucleotides long. It is a transcript of the gene dnr1, whose product is annotated as E3 ubiquitin-protein ligase defense repressor 1. Gene Ontology annotation, cellular component: cytoskeleton. Gene Ontology annotation, molecular function: ubiquitin-protein transferase activity. Lineage: Eukaryota; Metazoa; Arthropoda; Insecta; Diptera; Sciaridae. Gene Ontology annotation, biological process: ubiquitin-dependent protein catabolic process. The record is from RefSeq and is a predicted model, not a curated record.
GAAACAAAUAGAGUUGAAGACUUUAAUGUGCAGUGCAUUCACUACAAGAUACACUACAAGAUAAACAAAUUGCAGAAAUUGUGAUAUUAAUUUUAAAAUAAUUUUUUUUUGUUAUUAAGUAAAAACUGAACUGGAAAAACUGAUUUCAUCCAAAAUGAUUUGGUGUUUAGUUCAAUUACCGAACAAUACAACAUUAGCCAUCGAAUGUGCCAACAAGCCAGAUGGACCCAGUAUUGGCCAGCAAUGCUUGGAGAAGGUUUGCAAAGAUUUGGACAUCAAAUGCGAGACUGAGUACUUUGGUCUGGUGCUGCGAAAACCAUCCGAUAAACCAAAAACGGCCACCAACCACGAAUGGAUCAACCUACGCAAUCCAUUGCCACAGAUGAACGGUCAACAAAUCUUACUGGAACUGCGCGUGAAAUUCUGGGUUCCCGCACAUUUGAUACUGCAAGACAGCGUUCGCAACAUAUUCUAUAUGCAGGCAAGAAACGAUUUGCUGGAGGGACGAUUGAAGGCAAUCAGCUGGGAAAAUGCUGCCAAGCUGGGUGCUCUGUUGGCGCAAGCUGAUGAGAUGAAGUAUGACGACACUUACGUACCUGCCGAAUGUUUAUUCACCGAACCAAAAAAGAAUUGUGAUACGAGUUUCAAUGGGAAAGGAAAGAAGCGAAAACUGUCGAAGCAACGAUCAGUUGAAGAUGGUGUGGGUGACGAUGAAGUAUCAAUACCUCAACAGAAACCGAAAUCAGUCUACGAAAAGUAUAUCAUUCGACCGGACAUUGAAGAGGAGGACGCAGCCAUCCCGUGUGAUUUCAUCCAAGGAAUUGCCAAGGAACAUUCUAAGCUGAUCAAUCUGAAAAUGACAUCAAAAUCGGCUAAAUACUGGCUGCUGGAGAGCAUAUCAAAACUACCGCGAUUUGGCGAAGAAAUGUUUACGGGAACGACUGUCAACGAUACGGCCUGUUGUGAUAUUAGCGUUGGACCGCACGGUAUCGUCGUCUAUAAGCCAAUGGAACAGAUACGGAUACCAUUUAGUGCUGCAUCUUCGGCAACGCCAAUGAAAAAUCUCUUUCGAUUGACAUACUUAACGGAAGAGAAUUCGACCGAAGUUCUUGAGAUUAAGAUGUCCCGAUCGAAGACUGCAACAUGUCUGUAUCGCGCCAUUACCGAGAAACAUGCAUUUUAUUCCUGCGAGACCGUAUGCUCAGAUGUGACUACACAGUUUAUCAGAGAUCUAAAGGGUACAAUCGCAUCGAUGUUCAAUGUGGACACGAAAAGUGGCCGACUAUAUGUGUUUGACAUUGAGCGCACAUGCCGAGAGGUUCACGAUCAUGCUCGACGGGUUCUACAUUUACGGGGCAUCGAAAUAUUCUCUCAAUCGACUGAUAUGCCGGAAUUGGGCACAGACUUUGACGAUUUGGUGCAGAGCCAAAUCGACAGCAAAGCGAAAAUGGACGCAAAGAUAUCGGAGCGAAUAGCUGAAGCGUUGACCUGCUUGAUUUGUGUGGAUCACUCGAUGAAUUCGAUAUUUGUCCCGUGCGGUCAUGUUUUGUGCUGUGAAAGCUGUGCGUUGAGAUGCGAAACGUGUCCCCUUUGCCGUUCACCAGUAUCUGCGGUCAACAAAAUAUUUUUACCAACAUUUCAAUCAGAACAAAAGCGAACGAUUAAAAUUUAAGAAAAUUGACCGAGAAGCAUUACAUUAGUUCUCCACCAAUAACCUAAAAAUUUAUUUGAAUUUUCGACAAGUGCAGUGUCUCUUCGUGUACACAUUCGGGAAAAGUUGACAUUAAAAUUGGAAAUAUUCGCGAAAGUUUCGUAACACAAAAUGCUUAUCUCUACAACGAUGCACAUCUGACUCAAAAAUGCAUUUAAUUCGGUCCGGAAACAAAUGCAUUUACGGUGUGUGCAUUCAACUUUUUAUUUUUUAUCAAAAUAUUACUUAAAAUUCAUAUUUUUUCCAAACGAAACUUUCCAAUGCUUUAAACAAUUUGUCUAAAUCCAGAAUUUCUAUUGAUUAAUUGAUUGGAUUAUUUCUUUAUAGUUUUUUUUUAGUUUUUAAUUUUGUGAUUAUUAAACCAUUAAGGAUUUACUAUUACGACGAUUUUUUUUUGUAUUUUUACAAUGAAUUCAUUAAGGAUUUUUUAUUUUUAUGAUUAUUAGUUACUAAUAUGCCUAAAUGUAACACACUACAAUGCAAAUAACGUAUCUCUAUACUGAAAAAGAAAAGAAAAUUAUUAUGUUUAAGGAAGAUUAUAUAGAAGAAGAAGAAAAUUAUUAUACCUAAACGUAUGAACAGAAAGUAUCAUU